AUGCCAGAACCUUUGCCUCCCAUCUUCUGCACCUCAUGCAUCCACCUCCAGAAAAUCGGCCGCAACGGCGCCACCAAAGGCUUGCAGCACGCCUGCCACUGCAGCCGCAGGCUGCCGGCUGCCACCUUCCUCAUGGAGGAGAUGGAGACGAACACGGCCACGGACGCGGAGCGAGGGAACAGAUCAACCAGAUUGUUGUUGGGAGGAGGAGAGGAAUUGGAGCUCGAGCACGGCAUCGACCACACCGGAAAGUACGUCGGCGACUCUGACCUCCAGCUCAAGCGCAUCAACAUCUACUACAACGAGGCCAGCGGUGGCCGCUUUGUCCCGCGCACCGUCCUCAUGGACCUCGAGCCCGGCACCAUGGACUCCGUGCGCUCGGGUCCCUUCGGCCAGAUCUUCCGCCUCGACAAUUUCGUCUUCGGCCAGUCCGGCACUAGCAACAACUGGGCCAAGGGCCACUACACUGAGGGCGCCGAGCUCAUCGACUCCGUGCUCGACGUCGUGUGCAAGGAGGCCGAGAGCUGUGACUGCCUCCAAGGGUUCCAGGUCUGUCACUCGCUGGGAGGAGGUACAGGAACGCCGCCGAAGGGGAUGACGGCAUGGGCGCCGCCGCCGAAGCCGAGCGACGACGGCAGCAGGGCGAAGUAG
Molecule: messenger RNA, 651 nt
Organism: Zea mays
Lineage: Eukaryota; Viridiplantae; Streptophyta; Magnoliopsida; Poales; Poaceae
Product: tubulin beta-7 chain
Exons: 6
Coding region: 1-651 (216 amino acids)
Biological process (GO): microtubule-based process
Cellular component (GO): microtubule
Molecular function (GO): GTP binding; GTPase activity; structural constituent of cytoskeleton
Source: RefSeq, a predicted model, not a curated record